Molecule: messenger RNA, 9534 nt
Organism: Cuculus canorus (common cuckoo)
Lineage: Eukaryota; Metazoa; Chordata; Aves; Cuculiformes; Cuculidae
Gene: TPBGL
Product: trophoblast glycoprotein like
Exons: 1
Coding region: 22-1098 (358 amino acids)
Biological process (GO): negative regulation of canonical Wnt signaling pathway
Cellular component (GO): plasma membrane
Molecular function (GO): protein binding
Source: RefSeq, a predicted model, not a curated record
UCGUCUUCCCCCGUCCCCCCCAUGGCCCGCGGCGGAGAGCGGGCAGGGCGGUGCGGCGGGCGCUGGCUGCCCUGGCUGGGGCUCGCCCUGCUGCCGCUGGCCGUGCCCCCCGCCGCCGCCCCCGCCGGCUGCCCGGCCGCCUGCUACUGCGUGACCACCCCGGAGCUGGUGCAGUGCCGCUACGAGAGGCUGGAGGAGCUGCCGAGGGAGCUGCCGGUGACCGUGCGCAACCUCAGCAUCGCCGGCAGCAACCUGAGCGCGCUGCCCCGCGCCGCCUUCGCCGCCCGCCCGCUGCCCGAGCUCCGCCUGCUCCGCCUGCACAGCGACAACAUCCAGGUCGUCGAGGACAUGGCUCUGCAAGGGCUGCCCGCCCUGCACACCCUCGACCUGAGCCACAACCCGCUGCUCUCGGUAGCGCCGGGCGCUUUCUCGGGGGCGCCGCUGCUGCGCACGCUGCAGCUGAACCAGGCGCUGCUGGCCGCGCCGCUGGAGGAGCAGCUCGCCCUGGCCGUGCGCAACCUCAGCCUGCGGCGCCUGGAGCUGGGGGGCAAUGCCCUGCGAGCGCUGCCCACCGCCCUGCUGCCCGCGGGGCUGGAGGAGCUGGACCUGCGGAACAACUCCCUGCAGCGCCUGACGGCCGCCGAGCUGCGGAGCCUCGACGCUCCGGGCUUGCGGGGUCUGCGGCUCACCUUGGGGGCCAACCCGCUGAGCUGCGACUGUGCCCUGCGCCCCUUUCUCGCCUGGCUUCGCGCCACCACCGCCCGCGUGCCUGAUGCCCGCAGCCUGCGCUGCAGCGGGCCCUCGCCGCUGCGCGGGACUGCGCUGCUGCGCCUGCGGCCUGACGGGCUGGUGUGCACGGGCAGCGAGGGCAGCGAGCCCGGGCAGCUGGAGACGGCCUCGUACGUGUUCUUCGGCAUCGUCUUGGCCCUCAUCGGCAUCGUCUUUCUCAUGGUGCUCUACCUGAACCGACGCGGCAUCAAGCGUUGGCUGCACAACCUGCGCGAGGCUUGUCGCGACCAGAUGGAGGGCUACCACUACCGCUACGAGCAGGAUGCCGAUCCCCGACGUACCAGCGCCGUCAGCACCCCUGGGCUCUGACGGCACCCUUGACAUCCCAUUCUUAUCCCUCCAUGAUCCACCUGCCAUGCCACCCCUCAACACCUCCGCUCUUGGCAUCCACAUUACCAAAGCCCCAGCCCCAUCUCCCUGCCAUGGCACCACUGAAAAUUGGUUGCUGAGGACAAGCCGGACACAGGGAUGGGUGCCGGGGCACAUCACAGUAGGGCGCACUCUCCUCAGAGGGCUCCGGACUGGCACUUCCUGCCCAGGCCCUACUAGACUCUGGAGAGGACCAGGAUGGAUCCGUUCCCCCCAUCCCGGUGCCCAUGGGCAGGGGGAAGCACAUCCAGAUUGAUCCCACAGGAUGCUGGCACAUGCAGCCCCAGUGCUCCCGGGAGGAUUAUGAGCCGCUUCCUGUGUCUCCCCUCCAGCAGCGAGUUUCUUCAGCAGACUGUGGGAUGCCACGCUGUCGGCAGGGCUCAGCACCGAGUGCACGUGAGUGUUGGCUUGGCACAUCCAAGGAAGCAGCUGAAAAUACCUGAAACUGUCCUGGAUGUUCCUGGAGCCUGGGCUUGACUUUGACCAUGUACAGUUCUCUUUCCUAUUAGAUUUCUAUUUGACAGGUGCAAAACUUAUCUUGAUUUCUUUUUUCUUUUCCUUUAUUUUUUUUCUUCAAACACAGAGGAAAACACACCGUCCAGCUGCUCCCCCCAAGAAGCAAUAUGCUUUUCUGAGCCCAUUUAUCCAUUUGAUUUUGUUCAAUGACAUUUCCAUCUCCUUCCAGGCACAAAACGAUGCAGCUGUGUAGGAAACGCCUCCGCCGGUUGCGUGCAUGUUCCCCAGGGCACGCAGGGGUAUCUCUUUUCUGACUCUAAAAUAUAUCCUAGACUAGGCUGUCUCAGCACUUUGUAAUUUAAAACGAGCGAAGCAAAAGCUCUCGAUCUAGUUCAGCCGCCCGUGUUUGCUUUAGAACUGUGCCUGUUACUAUAUCCUAGAGCAAAUAUAUUGAAAGCUGCAUCCACUUUAUCGUCUAUUUUCCGUAAAGCUUCUUGCAAUGAUUUCCGAGUGUCCCCCUGACUCAGGCAAUGCCGUUGCAAUUUCUUUGCUGGAGGAAGGCAGCUGUGGUCUCCUCUGUAGUUUUGCUGGUGCUCAGAAACUUCUUUGCUUGGGCUGGUUUGGUGGCCAGAGAUGCAUAAAGGUUUUGCAUGGCUUGUGCACAGAGCUCAGGCUCUGCCAGUCCUAGUCCUGGUCCUUCCCUGGUAGUGGGGCAGGGGUUUGGGAAAAUGGUCCAGGUACUAGGUUUCUAAAGCAGGUUUUAUCUCCUAGGUGGUUUGGUACCUAAUUCUUGAGAUACCAGAGUACUGAGCAUCUACACAUAUGGGGGGUUGGGAGGGGGGGAUGGUACCAACAGCAUUACCCUGAAAUGAAGCCGUAGCUUUUGCAAAGUAGUAUCUUAAAAUGCUGAAUUUCACUGCUGGGCUGAAAACCUAAGUGUUGCAUUUGAUACAUCUGUGUUUGCCUUUCUCCAUCCCAGGAGGCUGGUACGAGCAAGUGGGAAAGGGUAAGGAUGGGGGCUGCAUCCUCACUGCCUACGAUCAUGCUAGGGCCAGCACUGAUGUUUGCUGGGUGCUUUGGUAUCCUUGACAUGAGGAGCAGCAGGUACCCAGUGUGUUUGGUUUGUAAAUAAGAGUUUUGUUGGAUUUAUGGUCCCCUGAGCCUCUGUGUAUGUGCAUAUCCAGCUCCUACGCCAGACAGAAAUCUCUGCCAGGGCAAAGCACAGUUAUUUCCAUCCCAGGUGUGCCCAGAGACUCUGGGAAUGAUGAGACCUGGUGUAGGGUCCUUUGCAUUUUUUCCUCUGUACAUUUUCUUCCCUUUCAUGCCCAUGGUCAAGGUGGGCAAACCGGUAGGGAAAGGAACUGGGAGAUGUGCAGAGCCGUGCAUCUGGGCUGUGUUCAGGUAGGGAUACAGCACUGGGAGUCAUGAUUAGUUUCCUGGGUGCUCUGGGCUGGUCCUGCUAAGCAAGGAACUAGUUUGCCAGCGGAGCCAGGUAUUGGCUCUGUCCCAGUUCCUGGUGAAGCCCCAGAGACCCCACAGUUCAGGUCAUCAGAGAUGAGUUUCUCUGGCAGAAACUUGUUACAUUUUGGGGACUUUUUCCUGCAGUUUUCUCCCCAUGCUAAGAGCUUGUGGGCUCCAUCCCCGACUCAGUGCCCCAUGCAAUGAGUUACCAGGCAGGUUUAUGGGAAGAAAUCUUAGUUUGCCCCUCACCCUCAUCUGCUUUUCCACCUCCUCCAUGUCACACCUCCAUGCAGCCAAAACAGAGCCCCUGAGCAAGAGAAACAGCAAUGGGGUGGAUUUGUACAUCUGGCAGAGCACCCUAUGCCAGGAGCAAAUGCUGCUGAGCAUCACGGCUUGUCCUGGACCGUGACUUCCCUGGAGCAGCAUCAGUUUGUGGGGACAGUGCUGGGAAGUCCCGGCAAGAUUUAACAUCUUACAGUGAGGAGGAAAAGUGCCUGGAGGGCUCUGCAGACAGACAGGUGUUUUUUUGAGCAGUAUCCACCCAGCAGUGGCCACCGGUGCCUGGCAACAGAUAAAGGGAAAGAAAUCUCUGGGCAGACAGAAAAGUGGCCAAACACAUCCUGGCCCCAAAGCCUUUUCCCAAAGAGGGUGGCUAGCACAGGCAGCUGGUUGCUCUGGCUUUCCCUGAGGCCAAAGGGAGGGAUGCAGUGGCUUUUAGCCCCCAGUGAUGGGGAAACUCCUCCUUUCAGCACUAAGCCGUGAGAGGUUUGGAGCAUUGCGCUCCCCAUCCCGACUGGGUGCACCGAGACCCUGGGGUGGGGGGGGGAAGGUGCUGACCCUCCCCGGGAAGGCAAAGCCCCAUCAGCCCAGCAAAGGUAAUAUGCGAGCAGGCAGAUGUGGGUGGUUGGGUGGACAACCAGCUGUAAGAGUGUAGCUCUUAUGGCUUGUGAGCGUUAGGAUUAUUCUGUACAGCACACACCCCGUGCAUGACAAGUCAGUAGGAUUAGGGAACCACUGGAUUAGUGAAACCAACACUUGUUACCAAGCUGAUACUCAAACCGUGCUGCUUGGGUUCCUAAAGACAGCUCUGUGUUUAGAGAAAUUUAGCUGCCGUCAUGUUUCCGUGCAGUCUCUUUUUGUAAAGGGCUUGGCCAGGGGGAUGCAAACCUCCCCCUGCCUCAAGCCUUCGGCAGCGUGCUGCUGCCUGAGUGGAAAGUUACCCUGACAGCUCCUUGAGCCUAAUUAAAUGCAGGAUAUAAACAGCAUCUCUGAUACAAAUCAAGCAAAGGACACUCAGAGCCCUCCACAGUGGCUCAUCUCUGACAAACAGGGGAAAACCCAAAAAUGUCUCUUUAUAUGCCCUGUGUACGAGAUCCUCAUAAGUCAUUGGUCUUUCAGAUCCAGUUUUCCUUCCUUAUUUUCCAAAGAACUCAGCUGUUUCUUGGGCUAAUCUGGCCAAGAGGCAAACAGUGAGAUUUAGCUGAGGAGGUGGGCGAAGGUGUAGCUGGAGUUGGGCGAGGCAAUGGUACCUGCCUUGCCUGCAUCCAUCCUCCCCCUGCACGUGCCCUUGGGUAUUUGAGGUGCUCAUGUCACUGGACCAGGGCAUCCCUCGGUAUUUUGAGAAGCAUUUUUGCUCAAGUUUGGUGGAAGUUUCUCCGUAGCGCCCAGAGUUGUAGAAGAGGUGGCCAAGCAUGGUCUCGUUUAGUGCAGAAGAGGCCAAAAAUACUGGCACAGCGAUUGCUAUUUGCUUCAUCAAGUGGAAGUAACUGGGCUGGAGCAUCAUCCUUGUCCCCAUCGAGCGUGGGGCUGCGAUGUCCCAGCACUCUGGCAGAGUCAGGGAAGAAAAUUAGCCACUGGCUGCCUCCUCCUUCCAAAACUACACAGAAUUAAUAACAAUACAUUCUCCCCAGGCAGCUUCACCUCUGAGAAGCUUCACACUAGGCUCCUUGAUCUUCAUCCUCCAUUAGCAAGGAUUAACCCAAGCCUACAGAGAGAGGAAAAAAAAAAUUCUUUUUAAAAUGUGUUUAUUUUCUUUAUUUAUUCCUUUAGAAAAAGCAAGUGGAAGCUGUUGCCUUUGUACAUUGGGGAAACUGAGGCACAAACAAAGCAGGGCCAAGUGCCGCAUAGAAGGGAAGAGUUUGGGCAGAAAAAACAACCCCACAGAAGUGGAUUUUAAACUUCAGCAGGGUUUACUUAAAACUGGGCUGCUCUGGGACCUGCACGUCCAGGACAGUCUCCAGUCUGCUUGCACUUCCUCCAGCUCAGAGGUGGCCCUUGUGCCCUGCCAAACAAAUCAGGGUUAAAUAGCAUCCCACCUAUUUGUGCGUGUGCCUGAUUAGCUGGGGAGAUGGGGUCUCCCAGCUGCAGCCGAGCACGGACCUGCUCAGCACAGUGAUGAGCCCCCAGUAAUAAGGGGGGGUCUGGGGACCUAUCCUGGGAAAGAGGGGGUGGGGGGACCCAGCCCAGUCACAGGGUAGGAUGUCAAAGCUUCCAGCAUGACCAGUGGUGUGACCCCCCCCUGCGCACAGCCUGCCCGGGGACAGCAGGGACACAGGGCUAACAUGGGCUGGGCCUGGAAGAGCCAGGCAGGGGAAGGAGGCUGAGGCAGGGACGUGUAGAGUGGGGAUAGACAGGCCAGGAUGGGCAAGAGACAGGCAAAUCAGGGACCUGGACAGGCAGGGGCAGGAUAGGACAGACACUGUUGGGAGGCAGAGCACUUGAGACUGAUGGGAGCUCAGCUGAGGAAGAACCCCCCCAUAUCCCCCAAAGGGGUCCAGCAGUUCCCCCCACACCCCAGGGCACUCCCGGAGGCUGCAGCCCCAUGGCCUCAUGCCCUCUCAGCCAUAUCAUCCCCUUUGGGGGUGGGAUUUCCACCCUGGCUCUGGGCAGCCCUGCAGGGAGCUGGCACAGCACCACCUGGGCAGAUGGGGAAGGACGUGUUUCCACUAAUCUAUCCCAAUCUGGAUUAUUUUUCAAAAUAAACCUGCUUUCCCAGCUGUUUUAAGCAAGUUUUUGGCACAUUGGGGACCAGUGGGAUUCUGGGGAUAGGGGAGAAGCUGGCAGAGUUGGAGGCAAUGGAGUGGAUGUCUGCAGAGUGUCCCCAUGCUACCAGGCUCCCAUCAUUUGCUUGGAGAGCAGGGACCAGAACAACUUUGAGGUGGUUUUGGCAGCACAUCACCCAGCGCACGGGGCUGGGAUCACCGUGUAGUACUUACUGCAGUCAGUGGGGGUCUUUGCUGGAGUUUUCCCCCAUUGAAAGCCACUGAGAAAUACCUUGCAUCAAAGGAUCAAUCUGAUGCCCAUCUCUACCCACCCCAUCUACCAUUUAAGCAGAGCUGGGAAGUUCUGCAGCUCCCAUCAAAAUAAAACAGAACAGAAGAUGCCUCUGGCCAUAGAUAUCCAGGAUGAUCCACGUCAGCUGGUUUCUGAGGGUUUGGAGGUUUCUCAGAGGGCCAGGAUGAGCAGCAUCAACCCAGAGCAGAUCACUAUUGAUCCGUGAUCCUGCAUAAGGAUGCACCAUCACAGAUAACCCCACAGAGCUGCUCCAUUCUUCCAGCACAUUUCCCAAGCACUCACCAACCUGACAUUUACAAAUACCUAUUUUUAGAUGAUCUUCAUCACUUUUAAUUGUUCAGCCUCAGGACACAUCCUCAGCUCAGAGAUAAAACCAGUUCCCUCCCUUCAAUUCUUUCCACUCCUGUGGUUUUACACCGGUGUGGCUGGCCCCAGCCCUUGGCAAUGCUGCCACAUUACAGCUGCUCACAGCUCCAUUCCCUUGCCAUCGUGAUAUAAUUUGCACAACUGCCCUUCCCUUCAGGACAGCUCAAAUUGGCAGACACUUGCAGCUAUCUGGCUUGGGAGAAGUAAGAAGCUGAGGACCGUGAGCACACCAUAAGCUCAGCUCAGUCCUGCCCAGCUCCCUGUCCCUUGCGUAAUGAGGGGACGUCCUUGCAGAGCAGCAAGGUGACAUUGUGCAGUUGGGGUAAGCAAGCUGGGAGAUGGGACCCAAGUUUGCAGCAACAAUCCCAGGUAUUUACCUCCUUUCCUGUCCCUCUUGGCUGUGCAGGAGUGAGAGCUGCUCAGGUUGCCCAUGCCUGGCACACUGGUGGCACUGAGGGAGAAGCAUCACUGCUAUCUCUCUGCUGAGGACCCUGUAUCCCAAUGAUCAAUCAGUAACCCACAAUCAAGGUCUAUCACCCAUGGACCAGAACUGGUGCUCAGGGAACAUGGGCUGAAUUUGGCUGUACUGCUGGGCUUUUGGGUGCUGUUUCUCUCUUGCUUUGUGCCUCAGUUACCCUUUUGGGGACCAGCACAGUUGAGGGUCUACUCUUGACCCCAAGGAUCACGUUCUGGGUGCUGCUGGUCCCAGUCUAACCCCAAGCCCUUUGAAGGGACUUCAGGUGCUCUGGUAUGCUCCAUAUCUUGCUGCAAACACAUAGAAAUCACUCAUUAGCUUUCCCUCAUAAUGCGAUGGAAGCAACCCUCAUCACUUCCUGCUGCUCUGACACAGACACCAGCCCAUGGCCCCCACAAGCAUCCAGGGCACCAGCCACGUCCUCCCAUGGUGAGGUAGAUCCAACUAGCAGGACAUAACCAUGAGACAUGGACACCCUAGAGAUUCUUGUGAGCCCCUGGAAAUGCUGAGCCCAAGGGGCAGACAAUGUGGACUGUACUUGGCACGUUGGUAAUUAAUUUAGUUACUAAAUUAAUAUUUAAAUUGACAAGACUUGAAUGUGAAGCCAAGCACCACUUUCUGCCAGGACUUACCAGCCUCCAGCGACUGUGGCUGCUUCCAGUCUGAUGUUCCUGGGUCCCAGAGCUCAGCUAGCAGCACAGAUGGACCCGGGAGCUUCCAUGCAAUGCUCUGGUUCCCCAAACCGCUCCCACGUUUCCAGGAGUAGGCUGUAUUGUGCUAUUCCUGGAAGAGACGUCCCCGUUGAGCAGGAAUAACAGCAGCAGAACCUUGUCCCAGAGUCCUCCCUGCUGAAGCCCACCCAGCUCCUCUGCACCCCAAACCCAGGGGUGCCCAUCCGAUCCCUUGGUUUUCCACAUGCCUCCAGAGGGGUGCAGCAGGCCAGCUGCAGCAUCUUCCAGGGCUCUACACGGGCUCGUGGUGACAUCCAGUGCCAGGUCCUGUAACUACAGACCAGGGGCUGCUGCAGAGGCUCAGCCAUCGCUCCCUGCCCUGCUGUGUCCGUGGGCGAUGCCACUGCUCCCCUUCCCCCCAACCCAAAUAAACACUUCCAUCGCCACAUCCUUCCACGGUUUUCUCAUUUAAAAACCACUUUGAAUCAUAUAAUCACCAGGUUGGAAAAGACCUCUUGGAUCAUCGAGUCUAACCAUUUCUAUCUGCCUCUAAACCACGUCCCUGAGCACCUCAUCUACCCAUCUUUUAAAUACCUCCAGGGAUGGAGACUCCACCGCCUCCCUGGGCAGUCUCUGCCAGUGCCCCAUGACCCUUUCUGUGAAAAAAAUUUCCUGAUAUCCAGUCUGAACCUCCCCUGGCACAGCUUGAGGCCCUUCCCCUUGUCCUGUCCCCUGUCACUUGGGAGAAGAGGCCAGCUCCCUCCUCUCCACAACCUCCUUUCAGGUAGUUGUAGAGGGCAAUAAGGUCUCCCCUCCGCCUCCUCUUCUCCAGGCUAAACAACCCCAGUUCCCUCAUUCUCUCCUUGUUCUCCAGCUCCUUCACCAGCUUCGUUGCUCUUCUCUGGACACGCUCCAGAGCCUCAACAUCCUUCUUGUAGUGAGGGGCCCAGAACUGAACACAGGAUUCGAGGGGUGGUCUCCCCAGUGCUGAGUACAGGGGGAGAAUAACCUCCCUGGACCUGCUGGCCACGCUGUUUCUGAUACAAGCCAAGAUGCCAUUGGCCUUCUUGGCCACCUGGGCACACUGCUGGCUCAUGUUGUCACCAUCAAUCAACACCCCCAGGCCCUUCUCCUCCAGGCAGCUUUCUAGCUACUCUUCCCCUGGUCUGUAGCACUGCACAGGGUUGUUGUGCCCCAAGUGCAGGACCCGGCCUUUGGCCUUGUUAAACCACAUGCCAUUGGUCUCAGACUGUAGGUCCAGCCUGUUCAAGUCCCUUUGGAGAACAAUGCUGCAAGGGUGCGGUUAAGUUUCUCCCUGGAAAGCACCAUCUGUUGCACCAUCAGUGCAGCAUGGGGGAUAAUUCAGGGCUAAUUCUGGUGAUCUGGGAGAUGGAGAGGGGCUAUGGUAUUGAGCAGGGGGGACUCUUCAGUUUUGGCAAGGAGAAAAAAUAAUGACUCACCUGCAGAACCCCCACAGAUGGAGCCUGCAGCCAUCACUGAAGGGAUGUGGGAAUCGUCCUGGACUUGCUGUGCCCUCAGGAACCAUCUUGUACCAACCUUGACAACGAUUUAUAGCCUUAAAAUAUUAAAGCCAAGCCAGGGUGAAAUCAACUGUGGUCUCCAAGUUUGAUGUAAGAACUCCACAAAAUCCCC